Molecule: messenger RNA, 189 nt
Organism: Racocetra fulgida
Lineage: Eukaryota; Fungi; Glomeromycota; Glomeromycetes; Diversisporales; Gigasporaceae
Source: the annotation of a GenBank genome assembly
AUGUUGCAGAAAUGGAGUAUUUGUGGUGAACUUCUUGAUAAUGAUCUUGCAUUAGAAAUUUGCUGGGAUAAAAAACCAGAACUAGAUGAUGGAACACCUGAUUAUUACAUUAAAUUGGCCAAGAGAUACAUGGACCAAGAUAAGAAUAAUCAGCCCACGGCAACUGUUAUUGCACACAAAAUUGUAUAA